UUUAAUAAGUGAUUCAAAUAUUCAAGAAAAUCGGUCAAGUCAAGCCAGUAGGUUCAAUACUGCUGCAUAAUAAAUCACUUAUUACUGCAUCGUAUGAUAAGGUACAUGCAUUUCAAUGGCAAAUAUAAAGCUAGCCAUCAGUGUUAUUCUCGUUUGCUUCGUUGUUUCAACUUCAGCGGUUGGCAAGACAUGUGAUAGCUCGGAACCCUGCAAAUGUUCAAUGUCAGACGGGACUGGUGAAAUAAACUUACGAAGCUUAGCGAGUACCGAUGGCUUGCCAAAGUUUACCUUACCAACUGGUUAUUGGAAUUAUUCAUACAACCCAUGCGAAGCUUUUAACUCUACGAAAUACACUGGAUUAGCUGUGGUCCAAGUAAAUGCGAACAACCCGAAUGAAGAAUAUGAUUUAGGCGUACAAGCAAACGAGAAGUUUGAAUAUAAAAUCUCCCAAGGAUUAUACGUCGAAUAUCGGGCCAGUGAUUAUUUGAGGACGUCUCGUGUCUACCUAAACUGCGAGCCAACAAAUGUUGAGCAAUUAAUUUUCCUCGGGGAAAGUAUUUCAACUGAAUAUGAAUUUAUCCUAAAUACUCCAUGUGCUUGCCCGGGGUUUUGUGACGAUAAUGGCCUUAUUGAUGGAAUAACCACCGUCACAGUACCGGUCACUGAGCCGCCUACAACCACUGUACCACCAGUGACCACUACACCACCUAUCACCACUACUCCAACCAUAGAUCCUAACUUGCCUCGGUGCGAUCGUACUGGUAUUUGUAGCUGUUCAAUGUCGGAUGGGACCGGCUUAAUCAACUUAAACAGCUUAGCAAGCAAGAACGGUACUCCGGCAUGGACUAUACAAGACUCCUAUGGGUGGCAGUAUGAAUAUAACCCGUGUGUUGGAUUUACAAGUCUGUAUUACACCAACCUAGCUAUUCUUCAAAGCAGUAUCUACAACACAUGGGACGAAUACGACCUGGGGAGUCAGUUAUAUGAAAGUUUCAUCUACAGAGCUGCAGAAGGCGUGUCGGUUGAGUAUUAUGCGCAGGACCAACUAAGAAAAUCAAGAGUAACAUUAGUAUGCGAACCAGAGACAACAGAACAUGAACUGAAAUUCCUGGGAGAGCUAAUUAUAACAGAAUACGAAUUUGUUCUGACUGGGCCGUGUGGAUGUCCGGGGUUGUGCGACGAUAAUGGGCUCUUAUCUCCUGGUACCACCACAACAGCAACUGUUCCAUCUAACACCGAUACAACAACUCCUAAUGGCAAUGUAGGUCCAGAACCUGUUCCUAAACCCGGGGUAAAUUGGGACAUAGUAGGGGCAUCAUUGGUGGCGCUUAUUUUUCAUGAUCUUAUUUUACUAUUCGUCGUGUCUUUUAUAUUAGUUCUGCUCAAAUUCGUUUUCAAUGUUGCGUGUUGUAGUAAUUCUGCUUCAAAGUAUAGCAUGCAAUCAACAGCGUAAACUAAAUGAAUAAUUACAAACGUAAAGUAAUUAAAAUGAAAAAGCAUUUCGGCAAAAAUCAUACGCAAAAUGUCGGAACGAUAAUUUGCAUUAGAUGCACAGUGUGAGAUAGAUACCAUUAACAAAUAAUACCAGGAUUUACCAUCUUACUUUUCUUAGGUUUAAAAUUGUAAGUUUAAUAUGCGCAUGAUAAAUAUAGAUUCGUUCAAUUCUAAUAAACGCCCUUUAAUUUUGAUCAGUUUUGUGCAAUAUGUUUUUGUCCGUGAAUAUUUGUGCUUAUAAAACAAACACUUAACUUGUA
Ciona intestinalis (vase tunicate) is the source of this 1754-nucleotide messenger RNA. The record is from RefSeq and is a predicted model, not a curated record. Lineage: Eukaryota; Metazoa; Chordata; Ascidiacea; Phlebobranchia; Cionidae.